ACUAAAAAUAGAUCCAAUUCCCCACCAAAAAUAAAUAAUAAUAAAGGGAAAAUAAUAAAAAAAAAUCUCUCCUCUCGUUUUCUCCGAAAUCGUCGUAAACGCGAAGCACAAAGAGCCCCAACGGUCAAAUCCUCUCCUCCUCCUGCUCGUCGCUACGAAGAAGACGACGAAGAAGAAGAGAAGAAGAGGAAACCCUCCCCGUCUCUCUCUCUCCUCGUCUCUGCGUCGUGGGGAGAGGUGUCUUCUUUCCGGUCCUUCGGUGGGUUGAAUAGAACCCAGUUGGGCUCCCGAGGUAUUGUCCGAGUUGACUUAAGUCACACUUGGAAACAAGAAAGAUGCCUUUACCAAGGGUUGCGAAGCAAAGAUCUGUCGACCCUGGCUUUUCUUCUAAAGCAAACCCCUUCGACUCUGAUUCAGAAGGCGAAACAAAUGCUAGACCAGGAAGAGCAUCAUCAGUCCCACCAAUCAGCAAGACUAACCCCAAAGUUUCUCCUUUUGGUGACACUGAGGACUUAGGAAGAGGACCUUCGUCGUCGUACUCUGUUUCUAACGCCACAAAGAAUCAGUACAAGAACGAUUUUCGUGAUUCAGGAGGGUUUGAGAAUCAGUCGGUGCAAGAACUAGAAAAUUAUGCUGCAUAUAAAGCUGAGGAGACCACACACAAAGUAAAUGAUUGUUUGAAGAUUGCCGAAGUUAUAAAGGAAGAUGCUACAAAGACCUUGGUGACUUUGCAUCAGCAGGGCGAACAGAUUACGCGGACUCAUCACACUGCUGCCGAUAUUGAGCAUGAUCUUAGUAGGAGCGAAAAGCUUUUGGGAAGCCUUGGAGGGAUUUUCUCGAAGCCUUGGAAGCCAAAGAAAACUCGUCAAAUAAAAGGCCCAGCUAUCACUCGAGAUGAUUCCUUCAUAAGAAAGGCGAACCACACCGAACAAAGGGAGAAAUUAGGAUUAUCCUUGAGCCCUCGCGGACGGUCUAAUCCACGACAGUAUGCUGAACCCACAAGUGCAAUGGACAAAGUCCAGAUUGAGAAAGCGAAGCAAGAUGACUCUCUUGGGGAUCUAAGCAAUGUGUUGGGCCAACUAAAGGACAUGGCUCUUGAUAUGGGAACUGAGAUUGAGAGGCAAAACAAGGCUCUCGAUGCCUUGCAUGACGACGUGGAUGAGCUGAACUUCAGGGUGAAAGGAGCCAACCAGCGAGGCCGCCGGUUGCUCGGGAAGUAGGCCUCUACCGUGAUCCCCGAGGCCUGUGUGCGAAAUAGAAGUGGAUUCAAAAGAGACAGAUGCGGUCUCUCUCGCCAUGUGUUGUUGCUACUAAUAUUUCUUUCUAUCAUUUGCAUGCAAAGGCAUGCCUUGUAUUACAGGGAUCUUCUUUCUCUGUUCAGAGAAUACUACAUUUCAUUGCACCCCGAGUUUGAUCCGAGAAAUUUUUAGCAGUUUCUGUAGAGCUGAACUUUUUACAUUUAUAACAGUAAACGUAAAAGUUGGAAUGUCCUAUUUCAAAUUGGUUUCUGUAUUUUUAGUGAAACUCUAUGGUGUUUGAACUUUUA
This is a messenger RNA of Ananas comosus (pineapple), 1546 nucleotides long. RefSeq names its product SNAP25 homologous protein SNAP33-like. Lineage: Eukaryota; Viridiplantae; Streptophyta; Magnoliopsida; Poales; Bromeliaceae. The record is from RefSeq and is a predicted model, not a curated record. The coding region runs from base 336 to 1220 and encodes 294 amino acids. The transcript has 7 exons. Gene Ontology annotation, cellular component: plasma membrane; SNARE complex. Gene Ontology annotation, molecular function: SNAP receptor activity.